This is a messenger RNA of Camelina sativa (false flax), 1219 nucleotides long. RefSeq lists its product as uncharacterized. Lineage: Eukaryota; Viridiplantae; Streptophyta; Magnoliopsida; Brassicales; Brassicaceae. The record is from RefSeq and is a predicted model, not a curated record.
AUAUUUAAAAACCAUUAAUAAAAUAUUAUAAAAAAAACGUACAAAAAAAAACCAAGUGAAGACAAAACGAAAACAGAACACAGUGAAGAGAAGAGGAAAGAGAGAGAGAGAGAGAGAGAGAGAGAGAGAGCGAGCGAGAAGAAGUAGAAGAUGAUGAUUUCUCGGAGACCCGUUUCGAGUCCGGGUCGGGUCGAGAAAUAUCCACCGCCUUUUAUGGGGUUUCUGAGGAGUAAGAGUAACGGCGGAAGUACAAGUAGAAGCCGAAGCAGAGGAAGGUCACGCGCGAGUCCUCUCUUCGUUCGCCGGAAUAAAUCAGCUGCGGCGGUUGCUCAAGAACCGUCGUCUCCUAAAGUUACUUGCAUGGGUCAAGUCCGAGUCAACCGAUCGAAGCCCAAAACUAAACCCGAAUCUCGAGAUAACCCGACCCGACGACGAUGCAAGUGGAUCCGAAACGCGUCGUUUAACAAAUUCGCCGGGAAAAUCAAAACGCUGUCGUUUUGGCCUAAAUGGAGAUUGUUUUCGUUUCCGUGUUCUCGUCGGGAAUUGAAGGAGAAAGAUUCUCCGAUAAGCCAAUUAGAUCGUCCGGCGACGGAACCAGUCCAAGAAAUUAAAUUUGAAAUCGAAGAAGAAGAAGAAGAAGAAAAUUUCGAAAACCCUAAAUUAUGUGUGUCUCCGACUACAACGCCGCCGAUUGACGCGCUUUUGUUAACGAGAAGCCGAUCUGCACCGUAUAGAUCGUCGUCGUUGGCUUUUAGAUUCUGGGAAGAAAACAACCAACGAGCAGCUGAAUCACAGAGAUCGGAGAAAACUGUAUCGGAAGUUCCCACCGAGAAGAUCAAUGGUGUUUACGAGUCGGAGAAUGUUGACAAGAAGCAAAUCGGAGCCGGCGAGGAUCGGGCGAGAAGAUGAUGAAGAAGAAGGUUAGGGGGGUAGGGUUUAGUUCUCUCUCUCUCACGUGAUUGACUUUAGUCAAAUUCACUAAUUUUAAUUAAUCGUCUUUAAUUGUAAUUGUUAGGAUUAAACUGACCGUGUUUAGAAGAUAUAGAGGAAACCCAAUUUGUAAUUGUAUAGUAAGAUUUGUAAUCCAUCCAUCCAUCCACACAUAUAAUAUAACGUAAGGUGUAUGUAUGUCUUAUUUGGCAUUAAAAACAAAAAUGUUUGACAAUACAUUAUAUACAAAUCGUUCCCAAUUUGUAAAUUACACUAUCUGUUUUAUUUU